Messenger RNA from Lottia gigantea (owl limpet), 4161 nucleotides. RefSeq lists its product as hypothetical. The record is from RefSeq and is a predicted model, not a curated record. The transcript has 24 exons. Lineage: Eukaryota; Metazoa; Mollusca; Gastropoda; Lottiidae. Gene Ontology annotation, biological process: intracellular calcium ion homeostasis; calcium ion transmembrane transport. Gene Ontology annotation, molecular function: ATP hydrolysis activity; P-type calcium transporter activity; ATP binding. Gene Ontology annotation, cellular component: membrane. The coding region runs from base 1 to 3090 and encodes 1029 amino acids.
AUGGAUUUAGCAUUCGCAAAACCGGUCAAAGAAGUGCUUGAUAACUUCAACACUGACGAAAAUUCCGGGUUAAGUGACGACCAAAUCAAAAAGGCUUUGGAAAAGUAUGGACCCAACGAACUGCCCGCUGAAGAAGGAAAACCACUAUGGGAACUUAUUUUAGAACAAUUCGAUGAUUUAUUAGUGAAGAUUUUAUUAUUGGCUGCAGUAAUUUCGUUUGUUUUAGCUUGGUUUGAAGAAACAGAAGAACAGAUCACAGCCUUUGUUGAGCCUUUUGUUAUUUUAACUAUUUUAAUUGCCAAUGCUAUUGUUGGUGUGUGGCAGGAAAGAAAUGCAGAAAGUGCCAUUGAGGCUCUCAAGGAAUAUGAGCCUGAAAUCGCCAAAGUUAUCCGACAAAACCAUAAAGGUGUUCAGAGAAUCAGAGCUAGUAACUUGGUUCCUGGAGAUCUGACAGAAGUUUCAGUUGGUGACAAGGUUCCAGCUGAUAUCCGUGUUAUAGCUAUUUAUUCUACUACAUUACGUGUAGAUCAGGCUAUCUUGACUGGUGAGAGUGUCAGUGUAUUGAAACAUACAGAUGCUGUUCCCGAUCCACGAUCUGUCAAUCAAGACAAGAAAAAUAUCCUCUUCUCUGGUACUAAUAUUGCUGCUGGUAAAUGCCGUGGUAUUGUCAUUGGUACUGGAUUAAAUACUGAAAUUGGUAAAAUCCGAAAUGAAAUGAUGGACACUGAAACUGAAAAAACUCCCCUUCAACAAAAACUUGACGAAUUUGGUGAACAGUUAUCCAAGGUUAUCACUGUUAUCUGUGUUGCCGUCUGGGCCAUUAAUAUCGGUCACUUCAACGAUCCUGCUCAUGGUGGCUCCUGGAUGAGGGGUGCCAUCUACUACUUUAAAAUUGCUGUUGCCCUGGCUGUAGCUGCCAUUCCAGAAGGUUUACCUGCUGUCAUCACAACCUGUUUGGCUUUAGGUACCAGAAGAAUGGCCAAGAAGAAUGCUAUUGUAAGAAGUUUACCAUCAGUAGAAACAUUAGGUUGUACUUCUGUUAUCUGUUCAGAUAAAACUGGUACAUUAACAACUAAUCAAAUGUCUGUGUGCAAGAUGUUCUUGUUCAGUAAGAUUGAAGGAAAUAUGAUUGAAACUAGUCAGUUUGAAAUUACUGGUUCUACCUACGCACCUGAAGGAGAGAUCUUUUAUAAAAGUCGUAAGAUUAAGUGUGGUGAUUUCCCAGGAUUAGAAGAAGUGGCUGUUAUUUGUGCUAUGUGUAAUGACUCUAGUGUAGAUUACAAUGAUGCCAAAGAUCAAUUUGAAAAGGUUGGUGAAGCUACAGAAACUGCUCUGACUGUAUUGUGUGAAAAGAUGAAUGUGUACAACACUGAUAGAACUGGACUGACCAAACGUGAAAACUGUACCUGUGCCAAUCAAGUCAUCCAAGAAAUGUGGAAUAAGGAAGUCACUUUGGAAUUCUCCAGAGAUCGUAAAUCUAUGAGUGUGUAUGCUGCUCCUAACAAACCAACCAGAAUUGCCAAUGGCGCCAGAAUGUUCUGCAAGGGAGCUCCAGAAGGUUUAUUGGAUCGUUGUACCCAUGUUCGUAUCGGAGCCAACAAAGUACCAAUGUCACCUGCUAUCAAGGCUGAAAUUGUCAAACAAGUGAAGAUCUAUGGUACUGGAAGAGAUACCUUACGUUGUCUUGCUUUAGCUACUAUUGAUAACCCACCCAGAAUUGAAGACAUGGACUUGGAAGACUCGAGAAAGUUCAUCCAGUAUGAGACUAACAUGACAUUUGUUGGUGUAGUUGGUAUGUUGGAUCCACCCCGUGAAGAAGUCAAACAAUCCAUUGUUAAUUGUGCUGUUGCUGGUAUCAGAGUUAUUGUCAUCACUGGUGACAACAAGGCUACUGCUGAAGCUAUCUGCAGACGUAUUGGUGUCUUUGGUGAAAAUGAAUCUACAGAUGGUUUGGCUUACACUGGACGUGAAUUUGAUGAACUGGCUCCAGAAGAACAACGUGCAGCUUGUAUGAGAGCUAGGCUAUUUGCUCGUGUAGAACCUACCCAUAAAUCAAAGAUUGUAGAAUUUUUACAAGGAGAGGGAGAAAUUUCUGCUAUGACUGGUGAUGGUGUCAAUGAUGCUCCUGCCCUGAAGAAAGCUGAAAUUGGUAUUGCUAUGGGUUCUGGUACUGCUGUAGCUAAAUCUGCUGCUGAUAUCCUUUCAAAUAACUUUCAAAUGGUAUUGGCUGAUGAUAACUUCUCUUCUAUUGUUGCUGCUGUUGAGGAAGGUCGUGCUAUUUACAGUAACAUGAAACAGUUUAUUCGAUAUCUGAUUUCUUCCAAUAUUGGUGAAGUAGUCUGUAUUUUCUUAACUGCUGCUCUUGGUAUCCCUGAGGCUUUAAUUCCUGUCCAACUGUUGUGGGUCAACCUGGUAACUGAUGGUUUCCCUGCCACUGCUCUUGGUUUCAAUCCUCCAGAUUUAGACAUCAUGAAGAAACCACCACGAAAUCCAAAAGAAGGUCUUAUUACAGGAUGGUUGUUCUUCAGAUACAUGGCUAUUGGCAUAUAUGUUGGUUGUGCUACUGUCGGAUCUGCUGCCUGGUGGUUUAUGGUUUAUGAUCAUGGUCCCAGACUCAACUACUAUCAGUUGACCCAUCAAGCACAGUGUCUGAAUCAAGAUGAGAUGUUUGCAGGCAUUGAUUGCAGUGUCUUCCGGCAUCCAAAACCCAUGACGAUGGCCUUAUCAGUUUUGGUCGUCAUAGAGAUGUUGAAUGCUCUGAACAGUUUAUCAGAGAACCAGUCAUUAAUGGCCAUGCCACCAUGGUCCAAUAAAUGGUUAUGUGGAGCUAUUGUACUCUCUAUGUCUCUGCAUUUCCUUAUUCUCUACGUUGACGUCAUGUCCGUAAUUUUCCAGAUCACCCCCUUGAAUCUGGUAGAAUGGAUGGCUGUACUAAAGAUCUCCAUACCGGUCAUUAUUCUAGAUGAAGCCCUCAAAUUCGUCGCUAGGAAAUUUGCUGAUGCCCCAUUUAUGAAAGAGGCACCUGCAGCACCCCCUCCAGAAAUGGGCCGCCGCCGAUCCUCUAUUUUCCAUUUGAAAAAAAUGGGAUAAGUCUAAGUAAUUAAAAUUUUUAAAUUAUUUUUGUGUAUAUAAUAUAAUGUCAGAUGGUAGUCUUGUCUAAUUCACUAAAAAAAGUCGCCACCUACUUUCAGUCUAUACUUUAGUUCUGGCUUGGUUUUGGCAUUUGUCGAGAUAUUUGGUUUUCUAGAAUAGUUUUAGAUACGUUUGUGCUGCGCUCAAGUAGUAUGAAAUAGUAGAGAUUCAAAGCUAACUGGCUAUGUUGAUUUCAUUUGCAUUCCUUUUGUGUUUUUAUUAAUAAAUAAAUGUAGUAGAUUAGAUAUGCACAGUAAGGGGGGAUAACUACGAACGCCAACUAAUCUGCUGCGCUGCUAAGCAAUAUCUAACAAACUAGGAAUUGAAAAUUAGUAAAUGUAGCUUCUUAGAUUUAAAAAUUACCAGAAAUCACUUCAUUUCUGAUCACUCUUCAUUUUCUUUGCACAUUCUUCUUUAAAAUUCUUGGUGGUUAUCCAUGCAAAUUCUUCUUUUUGAAUUCAUGAUCUUCAUUAAUAUCAAUUCUUUGAGAAAUUCUUUGAUUUCAAACUUGCAAUGUCUUGGUAUUGUAAAUCAGUCUAUAAGUAUUCUCAUGUUUUGUAAAUUGACUCUUAUGUACCAGUGCCUUCAAUACCUUCCCUUUACUGUGCAGUGUAGUCGAGUUUGUUGCAUUCCUUCAACCCUGAACAUUUUAAAGGAGAAAAAGGUGAUAAUGUUCUGAAUAUGUAAUAUAGUUCAUUAUAAAUAUCAUCAAGCCAGCUUUUAUAAUGGCUAUUUUAUAUUAUUAUCUAUUUUUCUCCUGCAAUCUUACAGGGUGUUUAUUAGACUAGAUUAGGAAUAAGACAAGUUGUGAAUGUCUAUCAAUUUACAACAUCCCAUCAAUAAAAUUCUCAAUUUGGAAUUGUACAGAAAAAUCAAAAUUUUGGGAUGUUAUAAUUUGCAAUGCUUAGUUUUCGCCAAUUUUCCAUGUGAUUUUGAAAUGUAACUUUUGAGCAUGUUGACCUAGUGAUCUUGUGUAUAUGGAAUAGUUUGUAAAUAAAAUAUUUCUUAAAAAUAAAAAGAAAAUAUUGC